This is a messenger RNA of Phytomonas sp. Hart1, 1185 nucleotides long. The record is from the annotation of a GenBank genome assembly. NCBI's taxonomy places the organism in Eukaryota, Euglenozoa, Kinetoplastea, Trypanosomatida, Trypanosomatidae.
AUGGCGGUCUGUGGCACCCAGGCCGAGGCGGCGGCGGCCAAUCAGCUCGUCCUCCUCCACGUGGGCAACCUCGGUAGGACCAAGCACGACCAGCCCAGCGACGCGGACAGCGAGGUCAGCUUCAUCGGUGACCCCGGCGAGAGCGAGGAGGGCAGCCAGAAGGGCGACGACGCCGAGGACGACGUCGAGGAGCUGAACAACGGCGAACCGACGGUUUACCACCGGGGGAUUCCCCACCAUGGGGUGGUGAAUCGCCUGCGCUGCGACCCGGCCGCGACGGUAGGGGGAGGGUCGAGUUCGGCGCUUGUGGCGGUCUGGUCCGACACAGGUCGCGUGCAGGUUUUCGACCUCGACAGCGACCGCCGCGCCCUGACGGACUUCGCAAACUGGUCGAAGGAGCGGGCGCGGCGGGCGGGCCCCGCCAGCCUCCGCUUUUCCACCCCCUCGUCUACCCAUCAAGUGGAGGGCUUCGGCCUGGGUUGGAGCGCUGUUCGGGCGCAUGUUUUCGCUUCGGGGGAUGUCGCCGGGGCCCUUUAUGUUUGGCACCCCACCGAGGACGGGCGCUGGCAAAACGUUGCGAGCAACAUGACGGGAAUGAACUCCAUUGAGGAGGUGCAGUGGAGCCCCACGCAGGCGGAGGUCCUCAUCACGGCGCGCGCCGGCGGCGAUGUGGAGGUGUGGGAUGUGCGGGAUCUGCGCGGGAGCCAGCUUCAUUGGCAGGCCGACCCGACUGAUAUCAACGUCGCGGAUUGGAAUCCGGCCCGGCAGGCCUCACAUCUGUUAGUGACCGGUGCCGACAGCGGCGCGGUCGCAAUUUGGGAUCUAAGGAGGCUAACCCCGGCAGAUCCGAUUCAGCGGCUAUCCUGGCAUAAAAAGAGUAUCACAUCUGUGGAAUUCUCACACCACAACGAAAGCGUCCUCGCGGUCACUAGCGACGACGGGCAGUGUACGCUGUGGGAUCUUAGCCUGGAACGUGAUUUAAGUGAAGAGCAAGGCGCCAUCGGCGAUUGCUUUGGCCGCAAGGACCUCACGGAUAUUCCAGAUCAACUCAUGUUUCAACACCAGGGCCUUAUACACCCUAAGGAGGUCCAUUGGCACUCCCAGAUUCCCGGCAUGGUGAUCACCACGGAUUACGAGGGUCUUCACUUGUUCAAACCUAUGAACUGGCGCUCCUUGAUGAAGUAA